UUUCUAAUACCGUGGUUAAGGAUUUAGAUAGAGGGUGACAGGGUGUAAAUCUUGUGUAAAUUAUCAUGUAAAUCAAUUCUUGUGGAAUGUAAAAAUGCAAAGAUGCAUUACUGUCUAUGUAGCUGAACGAAUUUUAAAAUGUGGUUCUUUUACGUGUUAAGUUGGGUUUCCUUGUUCGUACAAAUAUGUUUUGUUACGAUUUCCAUAGCUGCCGGAUUGUAUUAUUUAGCAGAAUUAGUUGAGGAAUAUACUGUUCUGUCUAAAAAAAUAAUAAGAGGUGUUGUACUUGUCACGUUCGGAAUUCAUAUUGGGUUUUUACUAUUUGAAAACCUACCAACGAGUAUGGUAAUAUGUGGAAUCAUCGCCCAAGUAGCGCACUUCUGUAUACUGAAGACGUUCCCAUAUGUCCACAUCAUCUCGCCAUCGUUCAUCAUCUCUAUAGUCAUGCUAGUGGUUAACCAUUACUUGGCAUUCACAUACUUUGCAUCUGUCUACUACAGUUUUUCAGAGAUGAUGGCAUAUUUUACGCUGUGUCUCUGGCUAGUGCCAUUUACACUAUUUAUUUCACUGGCUGCAAAUGAGAAUGUGCUCCCAACUGUAGCUGAGACUCGACCACUCUUAGAUGAUAACGAUGUGGUGAGCAAUUACUUCUCAAGACGGGGAAAGAAAUAUGGCUUGCUUUCUUUUUUCAACUAUGCCAAGGAGUCCAUACUCCCACAACGCACCAAAAAAGCUUUUUAAUGAAGCUGUGAUUUGCACACACCCAUCUACCAAUUCUUGAUUUACAGUCUUACUAUUAAAUUUUUUUAGUAUUCAGGACUCCAAUGGUAAAAUUAUGUACUUCUUUCUAAAUACUAAAGUACAAAUGAAUGGGAUGUCGGUGGAUCCUGCUUGACCAAUUAUUAGAGGUGUAUUAAAGUAGAACAAAACAAAAUUAAUAUGGUUUCUCGGACUGUAUAGAAGUGGUAACUGGUUCAAUGAGAAAGCAAAUUUUCACAGUAUGCUUUCAUAAAUUUACUUGGAAAUAGAAGGGAUGUUCACUGAAACCAUUGUUAAGAAGAAUAUUUCAAAAAAUAUGUUCAACUCAAUUUAUUGAUAAUUAUGAAAGAGAAAUUGGAAAGUAAACAUCAUUCCUUACUUUUUACUAUUUGAAGUAGAGAUUCUAAACCAGGAUUUCGAUGUGCAGUCAAAACUCAGUAAUUGUUUGGAAAAUGAUUCCUAAUCACAUAUAAUGUGUGCUCCUUAUAGUGAUGAGAAUUACUCGUUUUCUUGGUACGGUAUAAUUGUAAGUGUUGUUAUUCUGUCGUAAUAUGUAUCUCAUACCAUGGGGUUGUGAAUCAAUAUAAUCGAACUAGAUUUGAUUUACAUAGAUUCUAUGUAUGAUAAGAACAUAAAAUACCAUCCAUGACAGGUGAAGUUUGAAUAUGUACUUUUAUACAAAAUCAAACUGUAGUUUGUAUCCCUGUAAUGAUAGAUUUGAGAAUGUGCUCAACGUCGGACGCUGUGGACACCUGAUGCUCUUGUACUCUUUUCAAUUUAUAACUUUCAGCAAACGACACUUCUUUGAUAAGUGAUUGAAAUUAAAUAUUGUUUAGAAUAGUCGAGAAAUAACACACGUACCUAGUGAAAUAAGCACGUAUUGACAUGGUUUAUACUUUCCAAGUAUAGAAUUUUAUAUCAAACAAGUUUUAAUAAGUACCAAACAUUGUGCUUAUUUGCAAAUUUACUAGAAACCCACGAUAAUUAUGUUUGAGACAUUUUUUGUCAUUUAUUGUUAUUUAUUGGAGAGUCAUUUGUGUAUAUAUACUUUUUCCAUCAAUUAUUGUAAUACUUGACUUAAAUGGUUAUUUAAUUUGUACAAGGCGUAAACAGUAUAAGCAAAAGCUUAGAAUACAUAUAUGUACAUAGAUU
Diprion similis is the source of this 1911-nucleotide messenger RNA. Its product is annotated as protein TEX261. The record is from RefSeq and is a predicted model, not a curated record. Gene Ontology annotation, molecular function: COPII receptor activity. NCBI's taxonomy places the organism in Eukaryota, Metazoa, Arthropoda, Insecta, Hymenoptera, Diprionidae. The coding region runs from base 139 to 741 and encodes 200 amino acids. The transcript has 5 exons. Gene Ontology annotation, biological process: endoplasmic reticulum to Golgi vesicle-mediated transport. Gene Ontology annotation, cellular component: endoplasmic reticulum membrane; Golgi membrane; COPII-coated ER to Golgi transport vesicle.